Molecule: messenger RNA, 4227 nt
Organism: Ceratosolen solmsi marchali
Lineage: Eukaryota; Metazoa; Arthropoda; Insecta; Hymenoptera; Agaonidae
Exons: 14
Coding region: 1-4227 (1408 amino acids)
Source: RefSeq, a predicted model, not a curated record
AUGGGUCGCGGUGGAGUGGGACGCGGAGACGAGGGAGGAGACAAGGAAGAAAGACAGCAGAUGCCACGGUGGGAGCCGGUUGAAGCGAGGCUUACCUCAAUAACUCCUUGUAGAAAAGGACUGAGAAAUCCUACCGGUUCAAACGGCUCUUACGAUAUCUUUAAUAACAUUAUUUUACAAGAAAGUAAUUAUAGUAGUAAUUAUGUAAAGAGGAGCAAAUCGGGCGAGAAGGGCACGAGCUGUCAGCAGGUCGCGGCGCCGCUGUCGUUGCCGCUGCCAUUGUCGCCGUCGUCGCAGGUGGCGACGAGCCCGAUGGAGCCGAUUUGCCAGCCGAGCGGCGGAGGGGGCUUCGGCCGUUGGUUGCGCGAACACCUUAGUGUCAAGGGUGCCGAGGGUAAGACGGCCAAGCACCAACAGCAGCACCAACAGCGGAACCAAUUACCCUCCCAGAAUCUCUACUGCAGCCUGCCGAGGGAGAAGCCGAACGGCAGGAGGCUCGAUCACCGCAGGGCUUCCUGCCGGAUUACGAGCGAGAGGUCGCUUCUGGAGGAAGAGGCCGCGGCCUGCAAGAGGAAGUCCAGGGCCGCAGCGAGGGCCGAGCGCAGGAGGCACUCGAUGAGCGAGUUACAGAGCGAUCAACAUCGGGCCAGGCGCAAUCGCAGGUGUUUCCCGGAUGGCGCAGAGUCGGGUCGCAAGAUGACGACGGAACUACAGCCGUCGCCGCCUGGAUAUCGGGCUGGCGGGCAGGAUGAGUGCCUGGCCCCGGUAAAGCUGUACCGGGGAGGCCAGUGCCAGCUCGGAUAUGGGGAGUACCGGCGCUCGCCGCCCGAGCCCGAGCCCAAGCCGAUCAUGGGGAAGGGGGAAGCCGCGGACAUCGCGGCGAAUAUCGCCGCCAACAUUGCCGCCAACAUCGCCGCCAACAUCGCCGACGCUUACGAGGACCGACAUAACUACCGGAAGAAAAAUGCCCACGGCUAUAAGAAUGAUAGCGGGUACAGCGAGAGCCUCGGCUUCGAGAGCUUCAGUCUGCCUCUUACCGAGCGUGACGCGGCCUCGCCGCCCCCGACGCCCCCGGUGCGCGACGCAUCCAGCCUCAAGGGCGUCUGCUACGGGCCCGGGCACGAGAAAUACCCGUCCUGGCCGAGCGGACCUGAGUGCCGGUACAUCGGGCCCGAGGAUGACGUGGAGCCCGAAGGCUCGACGAGGGCCGGCCUGCAGCAGUACGGCGGCUCCCAUCGCUCAAAAUCCUGGACCGAUCACACCAAUUAUCCCAAGGAGAAGCCGGCGCAGUACACGAGGCCCCAUACCAAGAGGCCCAACUCCACUUUUACGCAACAGUUGAAGACAGUGAUGGAGAGAUGCGAAAAGAUCCCAGCGGAGACUUACGAGUCACGCGCGCGUAAUGGCGUCGAAGGUGAACAGCAUCAGCAGUAUCAACAUCAGCAUCAGCUACAGCUACAGCAACAGCAAGAACAUCACCAUCAACAGCACCAUCAGCAGCAGCAGCAGCAGCAGCAUCAUCAUCAUCAGCAGCAUCUGAGAAUGUGGCCGAGUGUCGAUCGGGAAGGCAAGGCUCUGGGAGACGCCGAGUACGUCGUACCCUCGCCGCCCGAGCGGGAAACCCUUCAGGCAAAGACCCUCAGCCCUACCGAUCUCGAGGCUUACGUAAGGAGUUACCAAGAUCCACGAGUCUCACAGGUUGAACUUUAUGGGGAAAGUGACUUGACUCAGGCGGGACUCUCCCAGCAAGCGAGUUACGCCCAAUCGGAGGGUUACCAUAGUUACGUCUCCAGCGUCGAUUCCACCACGACAACCCCGUUCCUCGACAGAUUACGAAGGGACAGCGAGGCAGUAUCUCAGAGGCCGCUGACCUCCUGGGAGGACGGCUCGUCGUCGCGGGAGGGUCGGGACAGCGUUGUCACUACCUCGAGUGGCAGCGCAUCCAGCAGCGAGACCCUCAAGUGGCACGGCUCCCUGUCCGACGUCAGCGUGUCCAGCGGGAUGCCGAUCUCCCGGUCGUCCGGUAUUGCUCAGGAUCGCUGGCAUCACGGCUCCCUCUCUGACAUCAGCAUCAACGGCGGCCUCUGCCAGCCGAUAAUCCCAAAGCCCGGAGUGGAGGAGCGCGACAAGUGGCAGGACACGAUUAUGAGCGACGUCGGCAACGUCAUCGACCGCCACCAGGGCCAACGUAACAACGACCGCAAUAGUAGCAACAGCAGCAGCAGUAGCAUUAGCUGCGGCAGCGUAAACAAUAACAACAACAACAAUAAUAGCAACGACAACGGCAUUGGUAACAACAGUAGUACGAAGAGUAGCGGCGGCGGCGUCGACGGUGGCGGUUGUAGCAUGUCGAUGAACGAUAGGAACAAGGAGCACGGAGCUGCACCGUCCGCCGACGAUAAAGCACAAUGGGAUCAUAGUAAUCGCUCGAUGUCCAAGAGCUUUCACGCGGUGACGGACAGGUUGAGCCACGUUAUCAGCGAUCGGAGCCCCGCCGAGUGGGAGCACUCGAUUCACAGCUCCAUGUCCGACGUUAGUCAAAUGAACGGAAAUGGGGGAGCAGCUCAAGGUAGCAAGCAGUUGAUCGCUCAUAGCGCUCGAGUUCAGACACCCCAGAGGCACCAUUCCGAGAGUGUAUUGUACUUGGACCGCGAGAGGAGCCAGAGGAAGUUAUAUCCCCAACAGCAACAGCAGCAACAACACCACCAAUACCAACACCAGCAACAGAUGCGAUACACGUACCUGGACCCGGAGAAGCGCCAUCGCGUCUCCGACCCGACCCUCAAGGCCAUACAAAAGAAAGCCCUCCUGUCGUUCUACGAGCGCCACCAGCAUCAAGCCUCCUGGCGUUCGGAGCCUCAUCUACUCCAACAGAAUCAGCAGUCGACCCAGCAGAGACUGAGCCCGCCCCCGCAGCCGCCCCCGCGACCCAGGCCCCUCUCCUCGAGGCGCGCCUCUAGCGCCUCGGAUUACGCAGCCGGUGGCUGGCGCGAGAGGAAUUCCAUUAACGGCAAACCCUGCGGCCAGCAACCCAGCGGUAAUCCGCGUGUCACCAACGCCGGCAUCUUCGGCCCGGAUGUGCCCGGCCCGAGGCAUCAGCACAGUAAUAGCUGCGGCAGCCUUUCCACGGAUCUGCUGGGUCCGGUGAUCGUCGGCCCUGCCAUAUCCAUCGAUGACUGGGUACCCGAGCGUCCACCCAAGAAGCCUCACCUCAGAACUGCCUACAGCGACAGAAUACCUAGUCCGGAUCUCCCGCCACCUUCGCCACCAACGGUCACCGACAGCGAGGUCAUAAACUUCGAGGACCCGCUACCUCCGCCGCCGCCCGAGUUCACUCCAGCCUCGCCCAACGAAUCCGGAAAGGCAGUCGAACAACGACACGACAAUUCCCCUUUCAACGAUGCGCCCAGCGAUCGAAUCAAGGAAAGAAAUUCCUCGUCGAGAAGAUCGAGCCGCAAGAAGACGUCCGUCGAGACGUCGCCGACCAAGUCGGCAACAAAAUCCAAGCCAAUGUCGCUCGCCGAGAACCGCAACUUCCACCACGACGGCAAACCAAGCGCCGCGACGCUACCGAUAAUCGACCACAAACCAGCGAUGGACGUUUUCACGAACGGCCGAAUCCUGGCCAAUGGUCGCUCGAGCUUACGCUACUCCUCCGCCCAGAAGCACCUGAUGAAUGAGAAAAUAGCCGCAGUGAGAAGAUCCACCGAGGACAGAUUAGUGCCCUAUGGCUCGGUGAACCAGCUCCCGGAUCUAAUUGCACAAAAGUACAGCGACUCUGGACAUCAGAGGCCCGCGCCCCAGGUGCCGGUCACGAACAGUAGUGCUUGUCGGGAGGCGCAGUCGGAGCCGAAUGUCGUGAGGCAGGAGGCGCUGAUAACGGACGAGCCGAAGGGAUUGCGCCUCGACUGCUCCGCCCGACAGAAGCCCCGACCCCAGGUGCCCAAGGCCACGAGCUCCCAGAGGACCGAGACCACCGAGGCCAGCACCAGGAGUCCGCGCAACGGCCUCGGCAAGUACCAGCACCGCGACUACUUCGCGCUGCUGCCUAAAUACGGGGAGGCGACGAAGCCCCACGUGGCCCCGACCACCAGGAGCUCACCGCCCCACCCACCGCCGCCGCCUCUCGUCCCACGCACUCCCGGGAAAAGGAUAUCGCCGCCCCCGAGACCCGCGCCACUGUUGCAUAAUAUGCAUCAAGGCAGCUACAAAUUAGUAUUCGGCUAA